AUGACCUCGACCUUGCCUUCCGACCCAUCCGACGUCUCGGCGACGGCCCAGGCUCUGCUUCAAGCACACUAUGGACACAUGAAGCAGGGCGCAAACGCAUCCAACUCUGACUCGCUCGUAUCUCAACAAGCUGAGCUUGCGAAACUGGAGCAAGCCGUCCGAAAUGUCGACAGAAUCUGCCUUCAAUUGGAUAACUUGCAAGUGGCUCAGCAGCUCCAUGCCGGCAAGAGCUCAUCGUCGCAAGCAGCACGCACUUUACAGCCUCUCGGUCCCUUGGCUUUCUGGCCUGCUCAGGUUGUGCAGAAUGGUGGUCACGUCUUUGUGCGACAAGAUCCGGUCGGUCUGUCGUCCCACGAUCAGCUACUUUUGGAAGAUGAGGCGCUGCCAGCGCUCACCGCGAGGCCGGCCAAUGGCGACAAGGUCAGUGUGUCGGUUCGGCUGCCCGAUCCAAGCCGCACGAUGCAAGUGAACUACGUCAAGGCAACGCUCCGAGAUGCGCAAAUGCAGCUGCAGACUCGCAAGUCGCGAUACCUCUCCUCCGCUGCGGAGCUGCGGGAAGGGGCAGCCCCAGAGCUGCACAAGGUCAGUCAAACCUCGACGAACCCUGCAGUUGCGAGCAGAGCAUCGAAGGAGCACACAGUCAAUGAGAAUAACGAGGUGCUCAACGAGGAAGGGCUGCCCUUCUACGAACCGGUCGAGCAGAUUACAGAAGAGGAGGCGAUGCAAAGCAAGAAGGCGUACAUGCAGCCUUUCGUACGCGUUGAUGAUCAACAGACAGCGGACAAGGAGCAGCGUCGACGGUGGCUGGACAACAUGCUCAACAAGCUAGAAGAGGAAGAGAAGGACGAGAAUUCGGACGAGGAACAACAAGGUGCACAAGAAGUAUCCGGGGCUGCGCCGCCAGUGCCAACGUCGACAGCGGUUACGGCUCCACUGCCCGCCGAAGAAGAGACUCGCGUCGUCUUGCGCACGCGUACACCGAGCCCGCCUCCCUCUCCGGAAGAUCUGGCAAAGAACAAGACGCUGCCCGAGAUCGUGUCAGCUACACGACCACCCCCUCCUAAAUCCGCUCUGAAACCGACUCCAGCUCGUCCUGACAUCGUGCAGCGUCCGUCGUUUGGCUCUGCUGGCAUCCGUCGCGGCUUUCUCAAUCUUAAUCCGUCCAGCCCUGGCGCAAUCAAGAGCUCCUACUCGUGGGAAGAUCUGGAAAAGGAGGAAAAGAAGCAGCAACCAGCAUCCCCUACAGAUUCAGAACGACCGUCGAGGAGUCAUACCCCGAUACCACUGAGUCGCAACAACACCAGCAGCACCCUGGCUUCAUCGCUACUAGGACGCGUAGCAGAUGCUGGCCCGAGUCCGUUGACAAGCGGCACCAGUACACCCACUAAGAAGAGCGUGCGCAUCAAGAGCCCCGAACGAGCGCAUCCGGAGGCGUCCGCAGGAUCGGGUCUCACGCCAUUGCAAAGGGCGCUCAGGUCAAGCAUUCGUGUCAAGGAAAACUACACCGAAUCUGCUACGACAUCACAGUCAGCCGAUGACACUUCCUCGAUGAUGGCACGAGCGCUCGAAUCGGGGUCUGGCACGGCAGAAAAGCGUCACCGAGACGAUAUCGGUGUGGAGGAAGAGGCGGAACGCAUUGUCAAGCUGCUCGGACCCGAUGUGGUCGAAGGGCAUCCCAGCGCGCCGCCAUCGGAUGUGCUCAGAAAGAUGCAAGAAGCGCACGAGGAGGACCAGCGAAACUCGACGCCCGAGGCCAUCGCUGCUCGGGCCCAUCAGGAAGAGAAGGCUCGUGAACAAGAGCGCCUACAGAGACUCGCAGAGAAGCCGGCGCUCGGGCAUUCGGUAAUGGAGAGGCCAAAGACGAGUGCUCCGUCUCCGGCAUCGUUGUCGACAGCACCUCGAGAACGCGGCCAGCAUGUGUCGACGCAAGUGAAGGCGCAACAGGCCAAGUUCAGUGCCUUCAAAGCGGGAUUCCUAGACCAGAAGCCGACGCUCACUUCCACUUCCAAGUUCGUGCCCAACACAGGCCUGCCACGCAAGGCGGGUGCGAGUGCAAACGCGAGCGCCGGCGUGCCUGCUGCUCCGACGCAGUCAAUGGGCAUGUCGGCACUGGAUCGAGCUUCACUCGGCGAUGACGAGCUGAGCGAACGGCGACAGGCGAUGGGUCUUCCGGCCGCUGUACCGCACGCGAGACCAUCGAAGGCGUAUGCGGAAAAGAUGAAGCAAAGGCAAGAAGGUCUUGAGUCUGACAUUCCGAAAGACAAUGUUGAUGCCGAGGCCAUGGUUGGAAAGCAAGUCCAGCUGGCCAGACCCGUGGCCGAUGACGAUGUGCCUCGACCUGGUCGUGUGCGCUUCGGGCCGCCAGCUGGAUCGACUGAUGCAGCGACAAAUGUCGAUGGCGAGGACGAUGAUGGGCACGAGCAAGUCGCCGAGAUUAACCCGGGUGCGGCGCUAGAGAAUCAUCUAUCCGAAGACGUUGACGACGGUCAAGAGCUGGACGAGGACCAAGAAGAGCCCAAGAUCGAAGGGGAAGGUGCCGAUACAGACGAGGAGGAUGCCUACUUUGACUCGUAUCUGUCGAAGCGCUCUCGACGAGUUGCUGCUGCCGCCAGUCGCGGGAUGGAUGUCGACGACGACAACGACGAUUUCGACGAUGAUGGAGAUGACGAUGCCGACGAUUGGGGUAUCGAUGAAGACGACUUUGACGAGGACGAGGACGAUGAUGACCUUGACUACGACCCAGAAGACCUCAUGGCGCUUGCGCCAAAGAUGGGUGCGGAUGCCGAAAGCCUAGCGGCACAUCCAGAGUUGCUCAAGGAGUACGAAGAGGCACGGGCGAAGCUGGCUGCGAUGGGAUUGGCCGUGCCGCUUGGAGCGCAUGGCGAAGACAUUCGUGCAGCAAUGGUUGCUGCUGCUCGAGCAGCUGCUGGUGGUGUGGCGGGCAAUGUCCACGAAGAGGAGGAGGAGGAUGACUACGAGAUGGACAUUGUUCCCUUGGAUGCCGCCGUCGAGGAUGCCGAGUAUCAAGGCAACACGACUUCGAUUGGUGCCGGUGGCUCUGGCUCGCGUAUCUCACGUUUCAAGGCCUCACUGUCGCAGCAGCGGAUGUCCAGCACUCGAGGCAAUGCGGCAAAGUUGGAAGACAUGCUCUCAUCAGCUCAGAAUGUGGGACCCACCGCAGCACCCAAUGCGCCCCAAACCGCCGCGUCUAGCAUGGACGGUAGGUCCGCCGAAGACAACGACGACAGCAAAACGCCCGGCGCGCCAGUGAUGAUCAUCCCGCAGUUGGCACCCGUCCGAUUCCCCAAGAAUGGCGAUCUGAUCCAAGGCAAAGCGAGCGGACCAGUGGAUCUGGAUGGAGGCGAGAGCGACGAGGACGACGAGAAGGCGGAAAUGGUGAUGCGCAGUCGACUCGAGAGGACGGAGUGGAAGAAGAACCACCCGGAGGAAGCCAGGAGGCUGGCGGAGACUCAGAGGGCCAGAGGGACGGUGGAGCAAGGGGUGGCGCCGCCGUCAGUCGCGAGAAGGCAGCAGAGUAACGCUGAGGCGGAAGUGGCGGCAGCAGAAGCGAAGAAGACCGACGAGGCAACAGAAGCGGCGACGUCCAAGCCGAAAAAGGUGAGCCGGUUCAAAGCUGCUCGCAUGGCGCAGUGA
This is a messenger RNA of Sporisorium graminicola, 3654 nucleotides long. RefSeq lists its product as uncharacterized. The coding region runs from base 1 to 3654 and encodes 1217 amino acids. The transcript has a single exon. The record is from RefSeq and is a predicted model, not a curated record. Lineage: Eukaryota; Fungi; Basidiomycota; Ustilaginomycetes; Ustilaginales; Ustilaginaceae.